AUGAAGUGCCUGGAAAAGCUGGAACUGCCCAAACAGAUCAGUGGACAACGCGGUGGCCUUGGCGCUUCACUCUGGAACACUUUGGACACUGACAGAACAUAUGCACGCAUGCUCUUUCUGGAUUACAGCUCUACUUUAAACAUGAUCCAGCCAAUGAAGCUGAUUGUGAAGCUGGCAGACCUUGGAGUGCCGACACUCACCUGUAACUGGAUUUUGAAUUUCCUUACAGGCAGACCACAGGUGGUGAAGAUGGGAAAUAAGGUCUCUGCUGAGCUCACAGUCAGCACAGGAAGCCUUCAGCCCAAAACUCUAUGCCCUUUGAAGGAAGAAAGAAAUGAUGCCAAGCAGAUCGUCAAGUCUAGAAGUUCCGCUAUCUCUGUGUUGUCACCAAUCAACACAUUCUUCUCCCAGGAGCGUUAUCUUGACUCCAUUCUGCUGUCCUUCUCAGAUUAUUACCACAUUUCAAUGUUUUAUGUGACGCCCAAACAAAACGAAAAUUCAAGGAUUGAUGUUCAGACACGUACAAAUUGGAAUGCUCCAAUCAUGUGGGAAAGGAUGUUUAAACCAGAACUCUAUGACAGUUACCACAAAACACAUGGCACCACAGUAGCCAUGACAGUAUUUGCUGUUGGAAAGUACCUGGAUGCUUACCUCAGAAAAUUUUUAAUAUCAGCAGAACUCCAUUUCAUGGUGGGUUUACCAGUGACAUAUUAUGUGUUCACUGAUGUUCCCAAUGAUGUGCCUGUUAUUCAGCUGGCACGAGGUCGAAAACUGAAAGUCAUAAAUAUACAGAAGUAUGACCACUGGCAGGACAUUUCCAUGAUGCGAAUGCGCAGUAUUGCAGAUCUCAUAGAGAUGGAGCUCCAUAACCCAAAUCAGUUUAUUUUCUGUAUGGAUGUUGACCAGGAGUUUGUUGGAAGGUUUGGCUCAGAGGCUCUAGGAGACUCUGUGGCCUUGCUUCAUGCCCAUUUUUAUAAGAGAAGGCUACAAGAAUUCACAUAUGACCGUAACCCAAAAUCACUGGCUUUCAUGGAUGAAGGGGAUUUCUACUACCAUGCUGCUAUAUUUGGUGGCUCGUGGCAGAAUGUGAAAAGGCUGACAGAAACAUGCUAUGAAGCUAUAAUGGCAGAUAAAGAAAACCAAGUUGAAGCCCUUUGGCAAGAUGAAAGCCACCUUAACAAAUAUUUCUGGAUCAACAAGCCAAGCAAAUUACUUUCCCCAGAAUACUGCUGGGACAGGAGCAUUGGAGACCGCAGUAACAUUGUUGUUGAGCGACUUGUCUGGGCACCUAAGCACUACAGCCUACUAAGAACUUAG
Messenger RNA from Chanos chanos (milkfish), 1317 nucleotides. RefSeq names its product alpha-1,3-galactosyltransferase 2-like. The coding region runs from base 1 to 1317 and encodes 438 amino acids. Gene Ontology annotation, biological process: carbohydrate metabolic process. The transcript is spliced from 5 exons. Gene Ontology annotation, cellular component: Golgi apparatus; vesicle; membrane. Lineage: Eukaryota; Metazoa; Chordata; Actinopteri; Gonorynchiformes; Chanidae. The record is from RefSeq and is a predicted model, not a curated record. Gene Ontology annotation, molecular function: hexosyltransferase activity.